This is a messenger RNA of Cryptomeria japonica (Japanese cedar), 2078 nucleotides long. RefSeq names its product NAC domain-containing protein 79. NCBI's taxonomy places the organism in Eukaryota, Viridiplantae, Streptophyta, Pinopsida, Cupressales, Cupressaceae. Gene Ontology annotation, biological process: regulation of DNA-templated transcription. The record is from RefSeq and is a predicted model, not a curated record. The transcript has 3 exons. Gene Ontology annotation, molecular function: DNA binding. The coding region runs from base 512 to 1921 and encodes 469 amino acids.
UUGCAGCUUCUGUGCAUUUUUCUCUUAAUAGGUAUCCCUCCCUCCUGCUUCCUUUGCCUCCCCUUUCCUUGCCUGCAAUUGGUCAUCAUCCAUUAAUGAGUGUGUGUAUAUACAGUGUAUAUAUGUUGUGUCAGGAUUAGGGUACAUGGCUUGAAUUAAGCAGGUUUCUGUCAGGGUCAAACUCCUUUCUGUUCCUCUCUACAACUGGGCUCUGCUCUGUACUUGGGCUGGAGUGCAGGGAGGACAGAAAGAUAGUGGAUUAGUUUGAAUUUAAUUUGUCUCUGAUUGCUGCAAACUGGGCUUUCUAAAUAUGUGGGCUUGGCAGUAGGGUACAAGAAUUUAGCUUGUUUUUGUUGCAGUUGGGAUUUUUGAAUAGCUAUAGUGGUGAAGAAGAAGGAGGAGGAGGAGGAGAAGAAGUGGUUUGUUGUGAAGCAAAUGGGACUUGAGAUUGAAGGUUUGGAUUGAUUUGUGGGAGUGGAUUUGCUUGCUAGGAGGAGGAAUUUGGUUUGUUAUGGAGUCGUUGAAUGUGAUGAGUAGCAGUAGUAACAACAACAAUAACAAUAAUAAUAUGCAGGUGGAAGAGAAGAGUGAAGAUUUGCCUCCUGGGUUUAGAUUCCAUCCCACUGAUGAGGAGCUGGUUACUUAUUAUCUAACAAAAAAGAUUCUGGAUGGCAGCUUUUCUGGACGUGCAAUCACUGAGGUGGAUUUGAACAAGUGUGAGCCUUGGGAUCUCCCAGGGAAGGCUAAGAUGGGAGAAAAGGAAUGGUACUUCUUCAGCCUGAGGGACAGAAAGUAUCCAACGGGUCUUCGCACUAACAGAGCCACAGAAGCCGGGUACUGGAAAACAACAGGAAAAGAUAGGGAGAUUUUCAACUCAAGAACUUCUGCACUUGUGGGAAUGAAGAAGACCUUGGUUUUCUACAAGGGAAGAGCUCCAAAAGGAGAGAAAACCAACUGGGUCAUGCAUGAAUAUCGCCUAGAGGGAAAAUUCUCAUACCACCGCCUUCCUAAAAACUGCAAGGAUGAAUGGGUGGUGUGCAGGAUCUUUCAGAAGAAUGCAGGAGGUAAGAAGAUGAGCACAAUAGGCCUGAUGAACAGAAACCCAUAUCUUGAUAUGCCAGGAUCUCCAUCUUUGCCAUCACUGCUGGAAUCUCCAUACAAUGCAACAAAUGCCAUGAAUGAUCAAGGGACACCCACUGGUUCUAUAGAAAAUGAGACAGGUACUUCUGCAAAGGCUGAUCAUGUGUCCUGCUUCUCCUCAGCAAUGGACUACAACAUUAACAACAACAAUAGUCUCUAUAAUUUCAUGGGGCAUCCUCAAUUGCAGCAGCCAGGAACUAACAAUUCUGAUCCUUGUUCAUCUGAUCAUCUAUCAGAGAUGACCAAAUUCAUCAAGCUCAACAUGAUGCUGAAUGACUCAAGGAUGAACAUGAAUGUAAACAAUAUGAAUGCCUUAUCCAAUCUCAGGCGUGACCCAAGCAUGAUAAUGCCACAUACACACUUGCCAUUUCCAUUGCCUCCACCCCUAAUGUUCAAUCCACAGAUUCCUCUCUCUUCUUCUCCAUACAAUUCCUCCUUUAAUCUUCCUCCUCAUCCUAAUCCUUCCACUAUGCUAAGGACCCUUUUUACAGGCCAGUCCAGUCUAUUAAUGGACCCAUCACCAUCUACUUUCGGUGCACUGCAUGAUAAAACAUUAGACAAAACAACUAAUUCUAACCCUAUACAAUGGGUCAACGACACAGAUCAGCAGCCAGGUAAUGAUCAACAGGCGGAUUGUGCUGCACAAUGUCUGAGCACAGAUCACUUGAAUGAAGACAUACAACUGAAUAGAUCUUUUGAUCAAGUGGACCAAUCUUCUGCAGCUGCUCCUCCAGUAGACAUUGAAUCAUUCUGGAGCUUCAGAGACCAUGAUUCUUUCUAAUUAAUGCCAAAAGGAUGUGUACAUAAAUCCAAGCCAAAAUGCUUGUGAUACAAGACCAUCAAGUUUGUCAUUGUCCUAAACAUUGUAAUAUGUCUGAUACCAUGUAAUUGCUUUCUUUCCAAUUUCAAUGUCUGAAAUAUACAGAAACUGAUGAUGA